Messenger RNA from Aspergillus steynii IBT 23096, 819 nucleotides. Its product is annotated as putative short-chain dehydrogenase. The record is from RefSeq and is a predicted model, not a curated record. The coding region runs from base 1 to 819 and encodes 272 amino acids. NCBI's taxonomy places the organism in Eukaryota, Fungi, Ascomycota, Eurotiomycetes, Eurotiales, Aspergillaceae. The transcript has 4 exons. Gene Ontology annotation, molecular function: oxidoreductase activity.
AUGACUGCCGACACAGAGAAUAGAACCCCUUCACCAAGUUUGUCGGCGAACAUGGUGGGGAAAACGGCAAUCGUUACAGGCUCAUCUCGAGGAAUUGGCGCCGCCAUUGCUCUAGAACUCGGUCGCAGGGGUGCAACUGUCAUAAUAACGUUUUCCGGUGAAGGAUCUCGAAAGCCAGCGUCGAACGUGGCCGACGCAAUUGAGCGCACAGGCUCAAAGGGAAGAGGAAUCACAGUGAAGGCCGAUAUUACAGCAGUCAUGGACCGCCAGGGGCUCGUCGACACGGCAGUGAAGGCGAGUCCAAGCGGAUUAAUUGAUAUGGUGGUUCACAAUGCAGGUGAUGGGGAGGAUUCCUAUCUCUCUGAUGUCACGCCUGAGUUCUUCGAAAAGCUGGUGGGCGUAAAUUUGAAAGCUCCUCUAUUCUUGACUCAGGCUGCUAUUCAUCAUAUGUCGAGAGGGGGCAGAAUCGUUCUGAUUACAUCUGCCGCCGCUCGGAUGGGUGUGGCGGAAACCUCGGUCUAUGCGGCGACAAAAGCCGGAAUGGAGGCAUUUGCGCGCGUCUGGGCGACUGAACUGGGACAGUCUAAGGGAAUCACUGUCAAUUGCGUGAGUCCAGGUCCUAUCGCGACCGACCAGUUCCACGCCAGCACCCCAGAGUUCAAAGCAGCGUUACAGCCCAUGAUCGAAAGUACACCAGCCGAGGCACGGAUAGGUGAGGUCUAUGACAUUGCACCAUUGGUCAGCUUUCUGUGCUCGGAGGAAAGCCGGUGGGUUACCGGGAGUGUUAUCAGUGGGACUGGCGGAUUGCUUCUCUUCUAG